Aspergillus lentulus is the source of this 336-nucleotide messenger RNA. The record is from RefSeq and is a predicted model, not a curated record. Lineage: Eukaryota; Fungi; Ascomycota; Eurotiomycetes; Eurotiales; Aspergillaceae.
AUGACGCACCCCGCCAGAAGCGCCAAGGGUGGCGCUCCGCCCCGUCGAGCCAAUGCCGAGACCGACACGGAAGACUGUGUACGCCUCCGGAGGCUUGUGGUGGCGCAAAAUGGUUGGUGGCCACUCUUGAAAGACUGUAUUGCAGCCGAAUUUCGAUUUUACUUCAGCGCCAGAGGCCCGCGGCCAAUCGAGAGUCUCCAGGACGGUGGGGGAGGAAGGUGGCUUGUGUUGGUGGGACACAUGCGUGUUGACGGUCCUGUGGUUCGCCGGAAAUUGAACAUAGGAGGAAUUCCGACACAUACUGGGGCGGACGAAUUGGAGGUGUGCGCUGGCUGA